Molecule: messenger RNA, 919 nt
Organism: Castor canadensis (American beaver)
Lineage: Eukaryota; Metazoa; Chordata; Mammalia; Rodentia; Castoridae
Gene: Cisd1
Product: CDGSH iron sulfur domain 1
Biological process (GO): regulation of autophagy
Cellular component (GO): intracellular membrane-bounded organelle; mitochondrial outer membrane
Molecular function (GO): 2 iron, 2 sulfur cluster binding
Source: RefSeq, a predicted model, not a curated record
GUGCCAGCCCGCCCGCGCCUGCGCGGUGGCCCCAGGAGCCGGUGCCCUUAGGACGCCUUUUGCAGCUAGCUUGAUUUCGGCCGUGCUCACCGGGGUGGUAACGGCGUCCCGCGCGUACGCCUUGCUAGCUACGGCGCCAUGAGUCUGACUUCUCACUCCGUGCGAGUUGAAUGGAUUGCAGCAGUUACCAUUGCUGCUGGGACAGCUGCACUUGGUUAUCUAGCUUACAAAAGAUUUUAUGUUAAAGAUAAUCGAAAUAAAGCCAUGGUGAACCUUCACAUCCAGAAAGACAACCCCAAGAUAGUACAUGCUUUUGACAUGGAAGAUCUGGGAGAUAAAGCUGUGUACUGCCGUUGCUGGAGGUCCAAAAAGUUCCCAUUCUGUGAUGGGGCUCACACAAAACACAACGAAGAGACUGGUGACAACGUGGGACCUCUGAUCAUCAAGAAAAAAGAAACUUAAUGGACAGUCUUGAUUCGGCAAACCUGUGUGUCAUGAUGUUACCUGAUUGUUUAAUUAGAAUGAUUGCUGCUUCUGUCAAAUUCACCUCCCCUGGGUUCUAGAUGUGGUACAUUGCAAUCCUCAGCUUUCACAUUCAUGGUAUUUGCCUUACUUGUUGAAACAUUGUGGUGCACAUUUGUUUAAACCAAAAAAAAAAAAAAGAGAGAAAAGAAAAAGGAUAAACCAACCUCAUGGCCUGUGGGUUAUUUUGGUCUUGUAAGGAUCCAUUUCUUUAAAAUAAUGAUCUUAGUAUAUAGUUGUAUCUUGCAGUUAAUGAAUUAAAUUAUUCUCAAAAUCAUGUAUAUGCAGAUUGUACUUGUAAGUUUGAAAGAAAAAGUACCAUCUUUUCAUACUACGUAGUUAACCUAGAAAAUAAAUAGGGUGUGAUCAAGCUACACUAAUUUCUUAAUACAUUCUA